Messenger RNA from Octopus sinensis (East Asian common octopus), 3532 nucleotides. RefSeq names its product anaphase-promoting complex subunit 5. NCBI's taxonomy places the organism in Eukaryota, Metazoa, Mollusca, Cephalopoda, Octopoda, Octopodidae. Gene Ontology annotation, biological process: protein K11-linked ubiquitination; positive regulation of mitotic metaphase/anaphase transition; anaphase-promoting complex-dependent catabolic process. The coding region runs from base 161 to 2440 and encodes 759 amino acids. Gene Ontology annotation, molecular function: protein binding. Gene Ontology annotation, cellular component: anaphase-promoting complex. The record is from RefSeq and is a predicted model, not a curated record. The transcript has 18 exons.
AAGAAGAAAUGUUACAAUAAUACAACCCACACGCCUCACAUGCAUUUGUCUUUCUAACUAUUAUACACAUCGUACAUCUUUCUCCAAAUCGCUGCAUCUUCUAGAAUAGAACAUUUCCUCUCCUCUUUAGAUAAAGUAAUUGGAUUAUCCAGCUCUGAAAAUGUCUUACGUAUCAUCUGGUUCAGAUUUGUUCAUGUUUGAACCCUCAACUAAAAGAUCAUCAAAGGAACAAGUCACCUCUCACAAAGUGACCUUACUUGUUCUGCUUUAUGAAUUCCUAAAUGCUUAUGAGAAAAAGUCACAAAUUCGAGAACAGUACCAACAGAAUUUGGACCUCAAGGUGGAAAUGGAUUUUACUGAUGUAGAAGUGAAAGCUAUUCUUACAUUAAUAUUAGAUCUUUAUCAGGGACCUGAAAAGGCUCUUCGUGAUUUAAUUCCCCGUGUGAAGAAAGUGACAAAUGCAAAGUUGGCUGACAGAUUUACAGGAAGGUUGACUGUCAUAGCUGAAGGAGGAAUCCGAGCCCUCAAUGAGUUUUUUAAUCAAUUUACAGACGAUUUUUUGCAUUUCUCAGAAACAUUAAUGCAUAAAUCAUCAUUGUUCGGUCUGUUCGCCCGGAGGAUGAUGGUAACUUUCAACAUGUUAUCGUUGAGUGAAGUGGUCAACAUAUUCAACCGUUUUCAUGCUGAAAUGAUGAGUAUUACUGCUGAUAAAGAGAAAAAUUGUAGAGACUCAGUUGGUCCGGACGAUGCUUUCGGUCAGGGCAAGACACAACCACCCCCUGUGACGUAUAAAUCUCAAAAACAGGCAGAAUAUUACAUAGCCAACCAGGCAUUCCUCAUUCACCAUAAUGUCACUAAAGCUGCACCACCCAAUGAAUUACAAGAGCGGAUCAGAAACUUACUUAAAGAGAAUCCAAAUUUAGCAGAAGCUCACUUCUUGAGUUACUUAAACAACAUCCGUGUCAAGGAAUUCUGCACAGCUUCUCACAACCUCUAUCACUAUUUUGACCGAUAUGUCCUGCCGUCAGUGGACCAAAGCAAUGUCCAGCAGUUCAAAACUAAAGAGAAUAUUGAUGACAGCAACCGUCGUUAUGCUGCACUGAAUCUUGCAGCUUUGCACUUUAGUUUUGGACACAAAGAACAAGCUAUUGCAGCCUUACGAGAAGCCAUUCGUAUGGCUCAGGAAAAUAACGAUCACUUAUGUCUCCAGCACGCUUUGGUUUGGCUGCAUCGUCUUGGAGAUGAGGGAAGUGCUGAAACAGCAAAACUUAUGAAGAGACAAAUUUCUCUCCCAGCUUUGGCAUUGUUGAAUAUCCAGUCUCUUGCUAAGUACAAUGCAUUUGCUAAAAUGAAACCAGCCAAUGUCAUUGAAAGCAUGUUAUCCAAUAAUGUCCUGAGUAGUCAGUUCUCUCAUGGGGAGUUUGCUUGCAUCAGCCUUGCACAGAUUGCUGCUCUCUGGCAUACCUAUGGCAAGAGAGAAAAUUGUUCCCUUAUCAGCCAAUUGAUCCUCCAUCUAGACACGUCAGAUGCAGGAAUCUAUCGAAACGAGGAAUCAGUUUGUAUUGCCAUGUGUAACUUGGCCAGGCAUCAUUUUGAUCAGGGUAUGAUUGAUGUUGCUAUGGUGAUAGUGGAGGGUGCCAAAGAGAGAUUCCCAGCAAAUACUUCCUACGCCCAUAUAUGGAUGGCCACAGAACAGGAGAUGAAGUUUACGUUGGCUGUCUACAGCAACAAGUGGAGUGAUGCUGAGAUGGCAUUGGUCAACCUAAAGGCCGUGUGUGAAACAGAAGCAGAUAUCAGAUGUGGUAUUUUGUUAAAAGAAAGGGGCCAGGUCAACCAAGCCCUUACACACAUGCACCAACUUCUUGAGAAAUGUGAAAAAAACAGCAGUGAGACCACACCUUUCUAUACGUGUCGGGUGUUACUAGAACUUUCUGAUAUUCUACGGAAAUCAGGCAACCUGAGUAUAGCCAUAUUUUAUGUGUUACGUUGUAUCACAUUGGCCAGAGAUCACCAUUUCCAAUACAUCCUUAGUUUGGCCAUUAUGCAGUUGGCACAAAUACAGAUCUUGAUGGGAUUGCCUCAUCUUGCAAUUCCUAUUCUCGAGGAGCAAAUGAUGAACAUAUUGACCAAUGGCACUCUAGUGGACAAAGGCCGGAUGCUUUACUGUUACUCAAGAUGUACAGUGGCAGCUGCUAAAAAGAGCGAAGACCCUAAAGAAAUAAAAUCAGCUCUGAUGUCAGCCAUACGGCAAAUGUCCACAGUAAUUGAAUAUUUCCAAACUGUUGAAGCAUACAAGCUGCAAAAGGAUGCACUGUAUUACCAGUCCCGGAUAUGCGAGAGUUUGGGUUACACUGCUGAGAGGAAUAGAUACGCUCGGGAGUUCCGGCACCUAGACCAACUUUACCCAUCGGUCCAGAAAAUAGAUGUCACACUGUUGUAGAGACACACAGACUCACUGUUUGUCUCUCUUUGGUUGGAAAGGUUCCAUCAUUUUGAUAAUGGAUUGUUACUGGUUUGUUCCUUAGAUUUUUUUGCCAAUGUAAUGUGUGUGUAUAUAUAUAAUCAUGUGUGUAUACAUGUAUGUAUACAGAUUUCUGUAUAUAUGUGUAUGCAUGUAUAUGUGUGUUUAUAUCUGUUCAUACACAGACACACAUACAUUGGCUGUGAUAUGAUUUGAACCUUUAACACCUUCACCAACAGUUUUACACUUCAUCAUCUUGGGAAGCUGAGGCUGUCCAAAACACCACCACCUGAUUCCUACACAAGUCCCUUCCAUCCUCCAGAGGUGAAAACCUCUCAUCAGAGUCACUGAAUUUUUUUCUAAGUUGACAGAUUUUGACUGAUAUCAAAACUGAAGCCAGUCAGGCAACACUCUACUGACUGAAAGGUCAAUAGUUCAAAUCCCUGUCUUCUGUUCUUAUAAAUAUGGGUUAUUUGGAUGCCACUGAAGAAGACCCUUUCAGUCUUAAAGUAAGAAUUCAGCACAGGAGGAACCUAGCAGAACUGGGUUAUUUAUUGUCUUCUCCAGAUUCCAGGUAUUACAGGCUCAGUAGAACACUCAUCAAUUCAAUGCUUACACUGCUGCCCCUGCCUACAGCAAAGGGUUGUCGCUUUUUUCUUUGAAACCUAUUUACAACUAGGUGGACUGAGUCAUUUUAGAAUUGAGUGUCCUUGGCCACAGGCACAACACAGGGAGUGGUGAUAAACUACGAGCCAUAUGCAUCUCUGCUGGUUGUCCCAGUCUACCUAGUUGCAAAUAGGCACCACGAGUAGGUAAAGCCAUACAACUGUGUAAGUGAGUUGUGUGUUUUAUUAGUCUGUUGUGCCUAAAUUAAACAAAUAAUACACUUCAGAGAUUGAUAAACUCGAUCGAAGAUGUUAAACAAGUCUUCAGUGGUGCCUCUUAUAUCCAAACUGGUUCUGAGACUCGAUAUUCUCUGGAGGUGUCUUAGUAAACCCAAAGGAAGUAUUGAACUCAACUGAAUGAACAAAUGUUAAACUGUAAUUUUUCAAUAAAUGCUAAUAACAAAAA